Molecule: messenger RNA, 818 nt
Organism: Condylostylus longicornis
Lineage: Eukaryota; Metazoa; Arthropoda; Insecta; Diptera; Dolichopodidae
Exons: 3
Coding region: 410-754 (114 amino acids)
Source: RefSeq, a predicted model, not a curated record
AUAAUGACAGCAUUAUGAAAAUAUUACAAUUACAAAUGAUAACACAACAAAGCUAAUUGGAAAAAUGUUGAAAAGAAGUGAAAAAUGUUGAGUUACAUUUAGGUUCGAAUAACAGGAAAAUAAAUUUUAAAAAUUUUAGACAGAGAAAAUUUUUCAACUAAAAUAACAAGAUUUAAAUUUUAAAGAAUCAAUUUUUAAUAAUGUAGAUGUAUAAUUCUUUAUCUGUCAACUCUAUAAAAACUGCUUAUAUUAUUAUUAUAUACAACGCGUGUUUUCUUAGGCAGGUACAUCAAAAACUCUAUUGCAUAACUAUUUGUUAAGAUUCAUGAUUGAAAUUUUGAUAUUUCUACAAUUGUAAAAAGACAACUAAAACGAAUUUUUAUAAUCAUAAAACUUACAGUAUCUAUAAAUGGUUUUAAGGAUUCGAAAACCGAGGACAAUUUCUACCACCCAGUUAAUAGUAGUUUCUGUAGUCGGAGUUUUAGCCGGUGCAUAUAUUUGGCAACCUCUUUUCGUGAAAUACAGGGAAAACUCGGAGUCAAUCAAAAAAAUGGAGUCUCUUAAAACGAUCAAAAAAUCCUUAAAUUCUUCACCUGGAAUUAUGUUCGCUGGUAUUGCUGUUAGUGGAACCAUCAUUUUUGGCUAUAGAUAUUUAAUAAAACCUACCUUAGAUUAUAGAAGGAGAGUGGAAGCGGAAUCAUUUGCGAAUUUCAUUUUCGAAAAAGAAAAUGAACAGUUAUCAAAAAGCCAAUAAAUUUUUUACAAAAUCCAAACUUUAAUUUCAAUAAAUUUAGUAUACAUAUCUACUAAAAUUUUUU